Messenger RNA from Sphaerodactylus townsendi, 971 nucleotides. RefSeq names its product trafficking protein particle complex subunit 4 (gene TRAPPC4). The coding region runs from base 55 to 714 and encodes 219 amino acids. Lineage: Eukaryota; Metazoa; Chordata; Lepidosauria; Squamata; Sphaerodactylidae. The transcript is spliced from 5 exons. The record is from RefSeq and is a predicted model, not a curated record. Gene Ontology annotation, cellular component: TRAPP complex. Gene Ontology annotation, biological process: endoplasmic reticulum to Golgi vesicle-mediated transport.
CACGCCCCCUCUGCGGCGACUUCCGGCGGGGAGCCGGGAGCUACGGGAGCCGCGAUGGCCAUCUUCAGCGUGUACGUGGUCAACAAGGCCGGCGGGCUGAUCUACCAGCUGGACCACUACGCGCCCCGCGCCGAGAGCGAGAAGACCUUCGGCUUCCCGCUGGAGCUGGUGCUGCGGCCGCACGACGAGCGCGUCCUGGUGGCCUUCGGGCAGCGCGACGGCGUCCGCGUGGGCCACGCCGUGCUGGCCAUCAACGGCCUGGAGGUCAACGGGCGCCUGACGGCCGACGGGCGCGACGUGCUGGAGUUCCUGAGCAGCCCGGCCAACUUCCCCGUGGCCAUCCGCUUCGGCCGCCCGCGGCUCUCCUCCAACGAGAAGCUCAUGCUGGCCUCCAUGUUCCACUCGUUGUUCGCCAUCGGUUCGCAGCUGUCUCCCGAGCCCGGCAGCUCCGGCAUCGAGAUGCUGGAGACCGACACCUUCAAACUGCACUGCUUCCAGACCCUGACAGGGAUCAAAUUUGUGGUUCUCGCUGACCCACGGCAGUCAGGGAUAGACUCCCUGUUGCGCAAGAUCUACGAGAUUUAUUCAGACUUUGCUCUCAAGAACCCGUUCUAUUCCUUGGAGAUGCCAAUCAGAUGUGAACUCUUUGAUCAACACCUGAAAUUAGCACUGGAAGUAGCGGAAAAAGCAGGACCAUUUGGACCAGGCCUAUAGGACAGAUUUUUCCUGUUUCAGCAUCCUAUUGGAUUCUUUCCAGCAUGACUGGGUCAGAAAAAGGUUUUCGGGCAAGUCGUCUUCCUGGCUGUUCUCCACACUGAUUUUCAGCUAAAGUCACCCUUGGUGAGAAUGGUCAGAUCCAGGGGAAGCUGCAAGCUGAGUUACGUUAUUUCCUGGGGCUUGCUGAUAUAUGUGUGUGUAUAAAUACGUGUGUGUUGCUGUUCUGUUGUGUAAAUAAAGCAUUCCAGACAGAG